AUGUCUCUCCCACAAGGCUUCGUGGACCUUGCGAGAGCAUAUGAGUCUCUGAACGAUACCUUCGUCAGCAUCAUUGGGGUGGUGGUAGACUUCAUGGCCCCCACAACUACUGCGAGAGGCGAUCAUACCGUGAAGUUCAAGCUCAUGGAUGGUGUCCUGCCACGUGCUCAAUUCAGUGGCGAAGGUCUGGACGUUCGUUUUUUCCCCAAGGACCCCACACAUCUCCCCAAGGUACGAGACAUCGGCGACGUGGUACUGCUUCGCAAUAUCAAGAUGUCCACAUUCAACGGCUCCAAGGUAGCCCUGUCCAACUGGCAAACGCAAACGCUCGUGUUUCCCUCGAAGUCGAUCCCAGCCAAGGGCUUCAGCAUACACUACAUGGGCAAGGACAAGGUACCAUGUCUUGGCAUUGAGCGAGAUGUGGAGUCGCUCCAACUUGCCGAACAGGACUAUGUCAUCAAUCUGAAAGACGAGAUGCACAGAGUGAUUGAAGACAGUUUGCGCAAACGCGCUGCUGGAGAGGAACGGGCCAAGGAGCGACAAAUUGAUUGGCAGAACGUUCCCACUGAACCAGCCGCCAAGAGGCAGAAGACAGCUGCAUCGGCAGGACAGAAGCUUAGGACUAUCAGUCAGCUCGAGGGUCCGAAGGAGUUCGUCGACCUGUAUGGGGUGGUUGUGAAGAUAAUACCAACCGCGACAUACAACGGUUGCGAUCUCUAUAUUAGCGACUAUACCAUCAACAAGCAAUUGCGAGAGUUCGCGCCGCCUGAGGCAGCUGACGAUGUCGGGAGGGACGGUGACAGUUAUGGCUAUAGCGAUCAAGCCAAAAAGCCUUUUCCUGGACCCUACGAGUACAGAGUCUUGAAAGUUAACUUGCAUCAACCCCAUGCGCAGCACGCAAGCCGGACUGUUGGUGAAGGGGAUGUUGUGCUUCUCCAGAACGUGAAGACACGAAUUGUUACACCUGGCAUGACUCUGGAGGGUGACUUAUGGCACGACCACAUGUUCCCCGACAAGAUACAAAUCAGAAAGCUAUCCGAUGGCGAACGCCAGAGGCGUCCGGAAGUGCAGGCCAUCGUGCAACGUAAGGAAGAAUACUGGAAGAAGCGUGAUGCUAAACUCUUGCAGCUGCGACGGACGAAGGAGAACGCAGAGCUGACAACGAAGGCGGAGAGAAAGCAGGCAAAUAAAGAGAGGAUGAAGCAGAAGAAGCGUGGGGGUCAGGAACAUGAAGCUAACCUGGUGAGCCACGCGAAGAAGACGACCCUCAAUCCCCAUGUGAGAUGCAACGAUACGGAGGUAGCCGUGACUAGCAUCGGGGAGAUACUUGACCUGGACAACAUGAGGCACACGAACGACUCACCAGACGGUACUUCCUACGACCUGCCAUUCAUCAACGCGAAAUAUCGAGCAAAGGUGAGAGUCGUUGACUUUGAACCGAAGUCUCUUGAGGAUUUCGCGGUACCCGUGCUUCCAGAUGAUCAGGGGAGUGUUGACAGUAUGGACUAUGUCUACAAUUCGCAGAGGUUGGAGUGGUACUUCUCUCUGCUGCUGGAGGAUGCCAGCAAUCGCUCGCGCCCCAACGACCAGCAGAAGAACAGAAUAUGGGUUCACAUCCAUCACGAGCAGGCGCAGUUCCUCUUUCGUGAUCUGGACGACCCGCAGGACUUGAGACACAACACGCAGCUGUUGGCUCAGCUGCGAGAAAAGAUGUUCCUGCUUUGGGGCAAUCUUGAGGAGAGUGGAGGGGAAAGCCUGAGCAAUUCACCAUUCGAAUGUUGCAUCUGUGAAUAUGGUACCGAGCUAGACAAUGAUGAUCCAGCGAAGGAUGAUGCACCAUUGGGGUGGCAGAGGAUGUUUGGCAUGUUCGGCACUACGAUAUUAUAG
Molecule: messenger RNA, 1887 nt
Organism: Fulvia fulva
Lineage: Eukaryota; Fungi; Ascomycota; Dothideomycetes; Mycosphaerellales; Mycosphaerellaceae
Product: Protection of telomeres protein 1
Exons: 1
Coding region: 1-1887 (628 amino acids)
Biological process (GO): regulation of telomere maintenance via telomerase; telomere capping
Cellular component (GO): nuclear telomere cap complex; chromosome, telomeric region
Molecular function (GO): G-rich strand telomeric DNA binding; telomerase inhibitor activity
Source: RefSeq, a predicted model, not a curated record